CUCCUUGUCUGCGUUCACGGUUCACGUUUUCGACAACUACACGUGAGUUUUUUUAGUCAAAUGACCAUAACCUAAAAUAACAGAUCGGUAAAUAAAACACGAGAGUUUUUAGUUGAUUUAUAAAAAUUAAAAAACUUUCCGGUUAGUUUUAAAGACACAAAAAUGCCGAAAACGAGCGCAGCAACCAAGCGCCCUCGCAAAGAGGGCUUCAAUCGUUCUGGGCACAGUAUGAAUCCAGAACGAUCGACAGAAGGAUUGAAAGGAGUAGCUCGAGCUCGAACAAAAGGAACGAUCAAGCGAUUGCAAAUGUAUCGUUGUCAGAAGCCAAAAAGGAACAGAGUUGGGAAGAUAAUAAGUCCAGCGCCUUUUCAGGGUUGGCAUCCGUCAGGCACAAUGUCUCGUGUGGAACCUUCGCAAAGAUGGUUCGGUAAUUCGCGAGUAAUAUCGCAAAACUCAUUACAAAAAUUCCAAACGGAGUUAGGAGCUGCAAUGAAAAACCCUUAUCAGGUAGUCAUGAAACCAACACAAUUGCCGGUAACACUAUUGGAGCAAAAAGCUGCGAAUGCUCGUUGUCAUUUGCUCGAUACAGAGAGUUUUUCCAGUGUUUUCGGUCCAAAAAAAGUUCGGAAACGUCCAAACCUGCCGGUCUCGACGUACGACGAAAUGAAGAAACUCGUUGAAGAGAAAGAAGUUCAGUACGACAAGGAAAAAGACACGAAAGAUUUGGAUCUUGUGCGUCCCGACGAGGGAAUCAAAGACGCUCAAAGAGAUUGGGUCAUGGCGGCUGGACAGAGCAGAAGGAUUUGGAACGAGUUGUACAAAGUCAUUGACUCUUCGGACGUCGUACUGCAAGUGUUGGACGCUCGUGAUCCAAUGGGCACGCGAUCUCCACCGGUCGAAAAAUAUCUCAAAACAGAGAAAGCUCACAAGCAUCUCAUUUUCGUUCUCAACAAAGUCGACCUCGUGCCUACCUGGGUGACUCAGCGUUGGGUCGCCAUACUCAGCGCGGAGUAUCCCACAGUAGCUUUUCACGCCUCGCUAACGCACCCCUUCGGCAAAGGUUCCCUCAUCAAUCUUCUACGCCAAUUUGCAAAACUUCACAUCGAUAAAAAACAAAUAAGCGUUGGUUUUAUCGGCUAUCCAAAUACUGGAAAAAGUUCCAUCAUAAAUACAUUAAGAUCGAAAAAAGUUUGCAAAGUUGCACCGAUCGCAGGCGAGACCAAAGUCUGGCAAUACAUAACGCUCAUGCGCCGUAUUUAUCUCAUCGAUUGUCCCGGAGUCGUUUAUCCCUCGGCCGAAACAGACACGGAGAAGGUUCUCAAGGGAGUCGUCAGAGUCGAGCUGAUCAACAAUCCUGAAGAUUACAUUGAGACCGUCUUACAAAGAGUCAAACCAGAGUACAUGAAGAAAACUUACAAAAUCGAGGAUUGGGAGGAUCACACAGACUUUUUGGAAAAACUCGCCAAACGAACGGGCAAAUUACUGAAAAAGGGUGAACCGGAUAUAAGUCAAGUUGCGCGUAUGGUCCUCAACGAUUGGCAACGAGGAAAGUUACCGUUCUUCGUCGCUCCCGUUGGUUUCGAAGUGCCUCUCAGUCAAAAAGCUCCCGAGGAAUCGAACGUGGAGACAACGAUUGAAAACGUUGAAACCGCUGACGAUAAAUCGACUGCGGAAGCCGAAUCAGCAAACGAGCAAAGCACAAAGUCAAGCAACACCGAAAAAUCUAGUUCGAGGGUCGGGGUCGUUCAGGAUUUCCGAAAAAUUCGAGUCGCUCUUUCGUAUUCGAACGAGGACAGGGAAAACGAUAAAUUUGUAACGAAACCAGCAGGCCUCGAUGGCAACGAGUCCGUCGUCAGUGAAGCUACCACUCUUAACGAUUCUACGGUGAAUUCACUCGUUUCGAGUCCUGUAGAAUCGGAAAACGAAGAAGACGAAGAAUUCGACGAAGAAGGAGUUGAAAAAUCGAUGAAUUCAACGAAUUUAACCGAAAAUGAAGAAAUCGCUGGAAACAAGGAAAACGAGGAUGCAAUCCCGGAUGGAAAACAAUUCAAAGAUAAUCUCAUGCAGAGCGCGUACGACGUCAUCGAAGAAGAAUCAUGCGAUUCGAGCGACGAGGACGAGGAAAAAUCAUCGAAAAUCACAGUCUCUUCGAGCGGCCAAUUCAAAGUUUCGUCAUCUCUCGUUACAAAUAAAACGAAUAAUAAAGGAGAGUCUAAAACUCUUACGAGCAAAGAACGAAGACGUAUCGAAAGAGCAAACAAGAGGAAAAAAAUCGGUAGCAAUUUCUACGAAGUUAGCAACGUGAAGAACCGUAACCGUAACAGAAAAAUUCCAAAAAUUAAGAGGACGUAGAAGUAAAUUGUAUUUCACGUAGAAAAAAAAAAAACUGUUUCGUUAAAAAAAAGAAGUUCGUGUGUUUCAUUGUUAAAUAAAGAAUUUCACGAA
This is a messenger RNA of Venturia canescens, 2445 nucleotides long. RefSeq names its product nucleostemin 2 (gene Ns2). Gene Ontology annotation, cellular component: nucleolus. Gene Ontology annotation, molecular function: GTP binding. The transcript is spliced from 2 exons. Bases 163 to 2352 code for a protein of 729 amino acids. The record is from RefSeq and is a predicted model, not a curated record. NCBI's taxonomy places the organism in Eukaryota, Metazoa, Arthropoda, Insecta, Hymenoptera, Ichneumonidae.